Daldinia childiae is the source of this 978-nucleotide messenger RNA. RefSeq lists its product as uncharacterized. Bases 1 to 978 code for a protein of 325 amino acids. Gene Ontology annotation, molecular function: RNA binding. The transcript is spliced from 4 exons. NCBI's taxonomy places the organism in Eukaryota, Fungi, Ascomycota, Sordariomycetes, Xylariales, Hypoxylaceae. The record is from RefSeq and is a predicted model, not a curated record.
AUGGCGAAAGAACACGCCACCGAAUUUGAAAAGAUCAUUAAUGCUGGCCGAGAGCGCAAGAAGAAUGAAGCUCUUGCUGCACGUAUCUUCAAGAAGAAAGAUGGCCAAAGACGGGCGAGCGCACCUACUGCUGGUUCCCUUGCAAGUAGAGUCGGUGUGAAGAAGCGAGUAUCAUCGGUUGCGCGUCUCUCAAGUGGUGAUAUCAAUGGUGAAUGGACCCACGACCUUCACCAUGUGCCCAAGAACCCUAGAGGGCAACAAGACCCGAACUCGCUAGCAUCCCGAAUUCAUGCACCAGGUACUUCGGCGCCUCGACCGAGAAAUGCCCCGCGAAAUGCCCGGCCAAACCGCCCAUCUCGGCUUGCAAAUGCUUACGAGCGUACAACCUCCUCGCCUGCAACGGCGCAGCAGCAACUGAACGUGCGUUCAGCACCUACACAGCCCCCGGGACAAGGCAUAACGAUUCGAGGCCUCGCAGGACCAUUUGCUGUCAUGGCGCAAAACUUUGCGCCGGGGACCACAGCCGCGGAUAUAGAGAGCGCUAUGACUCCAGUCGGGGGCCUUGUAAGCAGCUGUCGACUAAUCAAGACACAUCCUAUUGUGAUAGCCGAGAUAGUCUUCGAGAGCAAGGAGGGCGCGGACCGAGUAAUCCAGACCUUUAACAAUCAGACGGCCGACGGCAGAACGCUUCACGUAUAUCUAAAGCCCGGUGGCACUUAUCGCUCCACACCGCCUACCGGGCCACGCGCUCAGCGUGACCACGAGACUAGAUCAGCCGGCAAUAACGUUAUAGUUGAUGGAUCGAUGGGGUUUGAUGACCGGAUGGAGACGGACUCGCUUGGUAGUGGUUACUCCAACGGCGGCGGCAACGGCAACGGCGGUGGCCUAUACAGCGAUACCAUGGUCCCCAAAAGCCAAACUAACGGUGCUAGUGGCAACAAUAGUCGAAGGGGCAGAAACUUCCGGACCGGAAGGUAG